GGGUACCAGCCGCACGGCACCGCACCGCAGCGCCGCCCACACCGCCGGCGACAUGAGAGCCCUGCUGCUUCUGACGCUGCUGGCCGCCGCAGUGCUGACCGCCAGCGCCCGCAGCUAUGUCUACUCCCGUGCGCUGCGCCAGCGGCGUCCCGUCAGCUACCUGAUCCGGCGCUCGCCCAACCCGCGCAUGGGGCUCUGCUUCGUGGAGGCGCAGCUGUCGCGGCGUGUGCUGGAGCAGCUGCUGAGCGCUCGCUACCCGCAGCUGGACAGCGCGCUGCUGGAGCGGCUGGCCAUCCAGCGCGGCGGUCAGCAGCUGCCGCCGGAGCAGCUGCGCACGCUGCUCCAGGGGCCCUACCGGCGUCUGGUGCAGCCCAUCUAUCCCGGCCUGCUGCCCUACUACCUCUACAACCGGGCCGGCUCUCGACUGUUCUCCAAGAAGAGCCUGCUGAGCCCACUGCGGCGGCUGACUCCGAGCGACGUGCAGCUGCAGUUCCUGCGCUUCCUCACACGCAUCGACCGCCGGCUGGUGAGCGAGCCGGUCGGGGACGACGUGUUCUCGGCCGUGCGGCAGAGCCUGGUGGACGUCAACAGCGGCUACGGCGGACUCUCCGUGCCGCUGCUGCGCAACCUCUACGGCACCUUCGUCUCCGUCAUCGGCGGCAACGGCCGCAGUCGGUUCCUGCUGGGUCUGAGUCCGCAGAGGCGACUGCAGCACUUCUCCACCAGUCUGGGCUUGUACCUGCGCGCUGCCCGCGGCCAGCUGCCCGCGCUGCUGAAAAACAGCGCCCUGCUGUACCAGGACUUUGCCGGUGACGUCGACAGCCGCUACAUUCUGCACAGCAGCGGCAUCCGACUGCUCGGAGCGCUGGAGCGCCAGCAGGAGUCGGAGGCGGACCGCUUCUUCCUCGAACUGGAGCACGACCACUUCGAGGCCGUCAACGACGUCCUGUCCAGCAUCUUCCGUGUACAGCGCAGCCUCAGCCUCUCCAGCCUGCCGCGGCUGGGCUACUCGGGAGUGCUGGCGCGUCGCUUCUACCCGGGCCUCGACGUGGCGCAGACGGACGUCAUCGCGCGCUACAUCCUGCGCGCGCUCUCCAGCUACGGCGCCAUCAGCGGCAGCGUGGCCAAAACGGGCGGCCUGCUGCAGUCGCUGCCCUACCUGCCGUACGUCCGGGGACUGCCAGUCAACACCGUCAGCUCCAUUCAGCAGGCGGACCUGGCCAGCAUUCUGGGCAGCCUCAACCUCUCCGGGCUGAGAUCGCGGCUGACGCCGGAGGUCCUGCAGGCAGCCCGCGGCGGCCCGUUCAUCACGCAGGCGCUGCUGGCCUCCCUGCUGCACGGCGUGCGCUUCACCAGCCCCCAGCAGGGCGUGCUGCUCUUCCGCGACCUCCUGGCUAGCCUGCUGAUGCACGAGAAGCGGUUCGACCCGGCCCAGUUCACCUCGUUCCUGGGCGACCCGAUCCGGCCGUUCGUACUCCUGAACCGAAUCAUCGUCCCCAACACGCUGCCGGCCAUCCGGCGCAUCCCUAAGAUCCAGCUACUCCCGCUGAACAGCAUCCUCUCGCUGCGCGGCGCCCUGCAGCGCGGCAUCGUCCAGCUGCCGCCGGGCCUGGCGCGGCGCGCGCGGCUCGUGCUCCGGCCGCGCCGGGUGCCUCUGGUGCCGGUGCCGGAGCCGGAGCCGACGCCGGUGGUGGUCACCGAGCCUCCAUUUCCCAGUAUCGUGGUGUCCCGGGUGUCGAUCGGCAGCGCGGCCGCGCGCCGGCUGUUCGCGCUGCUCAGCGGCGGCAUCCCGGUGCUGACGGUGGGUCUGCUGCAGCCCGUCCUGCAGCUGCUAGUGGAGCGCCAGGUCGUCCCGGUCGCGCUGCUGAGGGCUCCCGACCAGCUGGAGGCGCGGCUCCAGGAUCUCCUGAAGGCCCUCCAGCCGCUGGUCUCGGUGGCCUCCCAGGCGGCCACCGUUCCCUCCUUUGUCACCGACAAAACAUUCACCGCCGACAGCGCUCGCGUGGCCUACAUCCUGGACCUGCUGGUGAUCUACAGCCGCGGCUACACGGUGCUGGAGGCGCCGCUCAUCUCGAACUCGGUGAUCGCCACGCUGCGUUCCUACUACACCGCUAACAGGGCGUUCGAGCCGAUUCCGUUCCUGGCAUACUCCGAUCGGUUCUUCCCGCAGCUGAUCGCGCAAGGGCUGCUGGCGCGGCCGCUGCGGCUGGGCUCCAGCACGCUCUCGCCGGCCACCGUGACGGCCACGCUGGCCGGGCUGCGGCCCGCCUACGGCCCCGUCACCUACCACGGCCUUGCCUCUGUGCUCGGCUAUCGGGGCGCGGCGCCGCUGCUGCGCGGAGUCGACCUCACCGACCCGGCGGCGCUGGUGCGCGCGCUCACAUUCGGCGCCUCGAAGCCGGCCUUCCAGCUGUCGGAGAGUGACGUCUCCGGCCUCCAGGAGAUCCUCAAACCAAUCAAGCUGUUCGACCGACAGUACUCGCUGGCAGACUUGCAGUUCCUCUUCUCGUUCGGUGUCCGGGAGCUGCGCAUCCCGCGCAGCAUCUACGGCGGCCGGCUGGCGCCCCUGUUCCGCGAGUCACUUACCUCCUUCAUCGCCACCAAGAAAUCACUGAUCGCCGACCGCGCCUACAACCCGGCCUACCUGCGCCUGGUCGUCGACCAGCUGCUGGUCGACAAGCUGACCUCCGGCGAGCUGUCGCCGCGCGUCCAGGUGCGCAUUCCCAGCGGCCGGCUGACUCUGCGCCGCUCGCAGGUCUCGCGGCUGGUGCGCCGCUCGCUGCUGCCGCUGCAGCUCCGGCUGCUGCCGCCGUUCGUGGGGCAGCUGCUGAUGGUCGCCGUGCCGGAGGUGCGCCUGCUGCGCCACGCCAAGCCGGCCUCGCUGCUCUCCAGCUUCGGCCAGUACCUGGGCUCGGCGCCGUUCACCAGGUUCCGGUUCUCGCUGACAGAUGACGAGUUCUCGGCCGUGCUGGGGACGCUCACCAGGCAGCGCCGGCUGCCGGGCUUCUUCCUCAGAUACCCAUCUCGCCUGCAGCGUUACUACCUGGAUAACCUGUUCGGCUCGUUCGCAGCCUACUCGCUGCUGCGGUACAACGCGCAGGAGCUGGUCACCGAGCCGCUCAGCCACUCGGCGCUCUUCGACAGCUUCUCCACCAGUCUGGUGCCCAGCUUCUUCAAGGGACACAAGUUCUCCGGCCUCGGUGACCUGCUCGGCGUGGCGCCCGACUACUUCACCCUUUGUCGGCGGACUUUCAGCACACUUCCCGGACUGCAGGCCAUCCGGCCGCCCGUUCACAUAGCCAGCGCUGGAGGCGCACCCAAGGGCGGACUGCUGCACUACGGCAAAUACCACAGGGAAGGAGGCUUCUUCACGGCGUGAGGCGCCUCCGAAUCAGGAGGGGCCGGCGCUGCAGCGGCCGACAGUCCCCUGGCAACCUCUCCAGUGAGGAGCGAGCGGCCGGUCGGCGCGCCGACAGGCAGUAUGUUGUUGACCAAUGAAUGAGCGGCUGGCGGGCGCCGUGUGCAGAAUUGUGUGGGGUACUCGUUUGUAUACGUAUAUCUGUAGCCGGUGAUACAUGUGAUAGGCGCCCAGCUGUCCGGAGCCGGGGCCAGGCGGGCUCCGGCGGAUCCAUCACCGGCCACUGCCACUGGAGCCGGGCGGACGUGUUCAGGGCUUGUGGCGACUGUUGUUACCUGUGCCUGCCACUGGCACGUAUGUACCUACCUCAUGCUUUAUGUGUUUGAUGUUGAGUGCGAAUACAGACUUUACAACAAUA
Amphibalanus amphitrite is the source of this 3776-nucleotide messenger RNA. RefSeq lists its product as uncharacterized. The record is from RefSeq and is a predicted model, not a curated record. The coding region runs from base 53 to 3379 and encodes 1108 amino acids. Lineage: Eukaryota; Metazoa; Arthropoda; Thecostraca; Balanomorpha; Balanidae. The transcript has a single exon.